Molecule: messenger RNA, 4188 nt
Organism: Orbicella faveolata
Lineage: Eukaryota; Metazoa; Cnidaria; Anthozoa; Scleractinia; Merulinidae
Product: protein mesh-like
Biological process (GO): cell-matrix adhesion
Source: RefSeq, a predicted model, not a curated record
UAUUUGAAAUAUUAAAAUAAACACAGAAAUAUUUUAUCAAUUCAAAUGUCAAUUAUAAGCGUUCGGAUGUAAAUUACACUGCAAUACAAGUGAUAGUCAUGGCUCAGUUUUAUUUGACGAUAUUUUUAGGAAGUGUCUGGUUUUGACCACGCGGUGUUCAAUUUCUAGUAUCUUACCCUCAUGUUAAUUACUCGCGUGAAUGACUUUUUAUAUGUGCAAGCGUCAUUCGUAUUUGACCAACCAACAUUUAAUCAAUUGAAGCACGGUUUGUGGUUCUGAUCAUUUUCGGCUUUGCAUUCACAGCAGGCACGGGUAAAAUAAUUUUCGAGCUUUGAACAUCGUGUAUUUAUCAGCGAAAUGUUGCAUUUCUCUGAGGCCUUCUGAACACCGAGACGUGAUUAUGAAUGGCUCCGACGUGUGCCCUCGCUGAACUGAAGUAUAAAGACUACAACCUACAACGUAUUAAUCAUGACCACACUUCUUAAACUCAUCAUCAUAUUUUUCUUCGUCGCAAUAUUUCUGGACCCUGUCGGUGGUUCGUACUCCUCGAAGUUGUAUCCAUUUGGAAAAGACGUUGACGAUUUGCAUUUACCUGUUAAAGAUGACGUGAGCUCAGACGCCAUAUCAACACCGCCAUUUUGGUUCUUUGGAUUGAAUGUCAGUACUAUAUAUGUUCACGAAAAUGGACUCAUUUCGUUUGGUUCUACUUUGAACGACCAAUCACCAGCAUUAUUUCCGCUGACCAAUGAAGCUCUUGCAGCAGCUCCGUACUGGGCUGACGUAUACACAGAAAGAGGCGGUAGAGUCUGGUACCGAAAAACAACUGAUGAUGCAAUCGUUUCCCGGGCAACAAGAGACGUGAUCAGGGCAUUUCCACGUUACACAGGAUAUAUGGCAAGCUGGGUAGUUAUCGUCACAUGGGAUGAAGUAACUUUCUAUGCAGCCAGCGGUAUAUACACACAGAACCGAAACACAUUUCAAGUUUUCAUAACAAGUGAUGGAGUUAUGUCAUUUGCUGGUUACAUAUACGAUAAUCUUUCAUGGACGAGUGACACAUUGAAUGGGGCAAUGAGUAAUGGUCUAGGGGGAAAACCAGCUCAGAUUGGCUUUAUUUACGAAUAUUCUUACCACAAGUUGUCGGUAUCUGGAACGGACGGCAUCUUGGGCCUCGUAAAUACAAGUAACUGCGGCCAACCAGGCGUAUGGCUAUUUAGAAUUGAUGACGUCAAAAAGAUUGACGAAAAUAUGUGCGAAAGCAAGGGAACUUUAUCAAUUCAUCCGACCAUUGGAAGAGUAGACAGUGGGACCAAUCUUCUCAUAAGUGGUCUUUGCUAUCGUCCUGGUGCUGAAGUUCGAUGUGAUUUUGGUGAACUAGGCACCGUAACAGGGCGUAGAAUCAACGAAACUAAAGCUGUUUGUUCUGUUCCUUUGACAACAACGAGUAAAGAGGUCACCCUUUUUCUUUAUUCCACUGAUGAUGUUAACUUAAAGAUGGCACAAGUGUUCCUUAUAGAGCCUCCCAAUUUUUAUGAUGCAUACAUACAAAGAGGCGACCCUAAACUCUGGACCUUUGGUAACCGCGUUGGCAUCUCUUGGGAUUCCCAAGAGUUGGCGGUAGAGCACGUAAUGGUGGAAAUCAUAAAUUUAUUUGAUGGUCAAGAAGGAAUCAAAGUUCACAGCAAUAUCACUGUCGUCAGCGACCAACUAAAUACAGGAAAAGCUGAGUUUGAUCUGCCAAACAUGGAGACUUUGAGGAAGGACCACAGUGCACCAAAAUUGUUACACACGAUUCUUGUCCGAAGCUUACAGAACAAUGCUUUUUACAAAUAUGUGUCGAAGGAGUGGAUUGGAAGUGAUUUCUUCCAUUUAACCAAUGAAACGCUGGCCAAUAAAAGCUGCACAGACUGGAUAAGAAGCCAAGAAAAUAAUUUGUCCUUUAUGGAAGGUUAUGGACCGUUGACUCCUUGCCCAAAGACUCGACGGCAGAUGGAAGCGGAUAUGGGACGUUUUGUGUUCUGCGAGCUGUGCGAUGUACAGAUCUUACCCCUGUGUAAGAUCUAUUACAAAAAUGUGGACAUAUGUUACAAGACGCAACCCUUCUGGGUUAGAGGAUUACAACGGAAAUGUUGCUAUGACAACGAAGGAGAGUUGACUGCAGGACCUCUUAGUGGAAUCACCGAUCCAAAGAACUCAAUAUUUGCACUCUUUAAGGAGGACUUCUUGCCUUACCUAGAAUGCUGCAUGUUUUCAGACAACUGUUUCAAGUACCAGGAGCUGUUGACAUCUGGAUCGCUAUACAUUCCUCCAAAUAUUGGAGCGUCAUUUGGUGAUCCUCACAUCAUAUCCUUUGAUGGCGUGGAGUAUACGUUUAAUGGAUUUGGCGAGUAUACAGUUCUUAGCGUCAACAACAGUCAGUUCGUUCUUCAAGGAAGAAUGCAACCUUUGAACGGUGGACAAAAUGGAAAAUCACCGGCCACAGUAUUUACUGCAUUCGCAAUGACGCAGCAAGGUGGUAGCUUGAUUCAAGUUCAACGAAAUGAGCUUCAACUAAUAGAAGUUCUUAUAGACGGAAUUCCAAGCGUUAUCGAGCAUAACCACGAAUUGCAAUCUGCAGGAGUGUUCAUUAGAAAUUCGACGCGAGGAAGCUACCCAAGAGUUAUACUUGCCUUCAGCUCUGGCAUCACUGUGUAUGUAGAAAGCGCUGCAGUCCUGCAGAUGGCAGUAGCGGUUCCUGUCGAGUUUAAGGGUAAAACGAAUGGACUUCUUGGUUAUUGGGAUGACAACGUUGACAAAGAGUAUCUUCUACCGAACAAAGUAUUUCUUAACACAGCUUCUACCAUGUCCGAAAUACAUCAUGAGUUUGGCCAGCGAUGGGCUACAAAAAAAAGUGAUUCCCUAUUCACCUACAAUCAAGGAAAAAUGCACGAGGACUAUUUCGACACUUCUUAUGUUCCAACGUUCAUGGAGAGCUAUGAUCCUAUCAUCGCCAAGAUGAACAAUGGAGAAAGAAAAAGAGCACUAAUGACGUGCGAGCAAUCAUUCCAGUGCAUAUUCGACAUCGCAGUCACCGGAAGGUUAGAUGUUGGUAAAGCUACCAAGGAGUUUCAGGAAUGGCUAUUGGGCGUGAAAAGGGACCUCCACGACGAAGGAUGCAGUGUAACUUUAAGCCUUGUGGGAGGAUCGGUACAAACGAACGUCACAGGUGACCUUGUAACUCACUCCUUUACAUGUAACCAGGGCUACGUAAUGGCUGGUAAAAAUACAAUUUCUUGCCGUGGAGGGUUCUGGUAUGGAUCAAAACCUACCUGCUAUCGAGUGUCAACUACCUGCAAGCCGUUGACUGAGAUUUCUUUUCCUAACGGCAACUUUCAUGGUCAAGGAAGCAUGCUUGGUGAUCGAUACCAAUUCAAGUGUGACUGGCCUUUCACGCUCAUCGGGAACGAGGAAGUGGUGUGUGGUAAAGAUGGUUUCUGGAGUGGAAAAGUUCCCUUUUGCCAAAGGCGAAACUGCUCCCAAGUAAGUAUAGCUAAUGCCAAAGUUCUCGUUGGAAAUGAAGGUGAUCUCGUGAUCAGGUGUAAUGAAGGAUACAAUCUGAUUGGAUCCAAUGCCAUAAGCUGCUUGCCAAACGGGUUACUGAAUGGAACGCUACCCUCAUGUGGCAGAGAGCAGGCCAGGAGAGACCCUGCAGGUGAGAGGGGCAUUCCACGCCUUGUUAUCGUGAUCGGAGUGGUAGUUAUUAUCAUCACAAUUAUUGUAGUUGUGGUGACAAUCUACCUGGUGCGCAAACAUCGCAGGCGGAAAGCUACUCAAGUACAAAAGAAGCCGGCGGAAGCCCAGGAGGAGAUAUCAGUUUGAGCUGUGAAUUUGGCAAGCUUUAACUUGAUGUUUCUGGCGGAUUUGUCGGUACAGGAACGAAGAAAAGUAGCAACAACAUUACAGCUGCAGCGUGUCAUAAACGUCUGUACAAGUGAACAAUAAUAACUACAUAACUUUAGGUCAUUCCGCUGAAGUAGAACCUGCACUGAGAUUUUUGUGAAACUUUGCCUAUCGAUUGUUUAUAUCAUAGGAACUAAAAUUUUCAAAUAAAAAUGAGGGGUUCCCAUGUUCGUUAACGUUAAGGAGCAAAAGCACCUUGUUUAUACCCAUAUAAAUCCUUAUAAUAGCACCAUGAUUGUAGUUACGAUUGCU